GCGCUGCAUUCUUGUAAAGAAAACCUUUCGGCACUCUGCUGUUUUGCCGUAGGGAGCCAUUAAGGUAAAUGCCGUGACUGCCGCUGCUGAUUUUCGCUUCAAUGAGUCUCGCAACAAUGUCAAUCUUUGCGGUCAUUCUGCUGGCGUCAGGAGCACCCAUCCCACUAGGCCCUCCCACUGGUGAUGUUGAAGAUCGAACGUGGCUCGAAGUUGAGUGGGCAGUGGAAAGAGCCGGACACAUUGAAGGGGACAAUGUUUCGCCCGAAGGCCGCUCCUUGCAAGUGAACGCCAUUACUAUAAAGCAGUUGUUGUGGCCCGGAGCAACCAUUCCUUACAUGAUAUCCCCUGAGUUGAAAAAUCAAUAUGAGUUAAUCAGGAAAGCCAUGGACUCGAUAGAGAACGUAACAUGCGUUCGCUUUGUUGAACGCACCAACGAGAAAGACUACAUCAGAAUAUUCAGCGGCCGAGGUUGCUAUGCUGGGGUCGGCCACCAGCACGGAGUACAGCCGGUGUCGCUCGGACAUGGCUGCCUUUAUCUGAGCACUAUAGAGCACGAGCUUCUCCACGCAGUUGGGUUCUUCCACGAGCAGAUGCGGCCAGACAGGGACCAGUACAUCACCAUCAUCACGGAAAAUAUCGACCCCAAGUACGUAUCCCAGUUUCAAAAGUUGCACCCUGGCCCAAACGACAACUUUGUCCCUUUCGACACCGAUUCGGUCAUGCUAUACGGUGGACAUGCGUUCGCCCGUCAGCAAGGACUUACCACUAUGACGGCAAAAGACGGAACGGUGUUGAUUCCCCUCUACAACAAAACAGGGCUAAGCGACACUGAUAUCCUCAGCGUUAACAUCCUCUACAACUGCCCCAACUAGCGCCUCGGGCAAGCGUCAAGGAGUAGUUGUCGACAUUGAAUUCUAAAU
This is a messenger RNA of Dermacentor andersoni, 920 nucleotides long. RefSeq names its product astacin-like metalloprotease toxin 5. Gene Ontology annotation, biological process: proteolysis. Lineage: Eukaryota; Metazoa; Arthropoda; Arachnida; Ixodida; Ixodidae. The record is from RefSeq and is a predicted model, not a curated record. Gene Ontology annotation, molecular function: metalloendopeptidase activity; zinc ion binding.